AAAACGACUAUCUUCGCGUCAUAUCCCCACUUAUCACUCCUCAUAAUGCAUAUUAUCCCUUGGUAUUAUUGCAUUACGGAAAGAUUACGGUUGAAGUUGAGCAGGUUGGGCGAAACGAAUACACUUGUUCAUUUUUUUGUUUAUGUAUUUUCAUUACUGUGAAGUUUGUGUUUAUGGUGAUCAUGGAAUCGUUAUUCAAUUCACUGUGUGGCUGACUAGUCUCAAGCAAUGGGGAGUUCUGUGGAGUAUUUAUCAAAAUCAUGGUCAUUAGAUCACCUUGUGCUAAUAACUGGAGUUAUCAGUACACGUAUAGACACUGUUUGUUGAAUACGUUUGGUUGUGCUAUAUCUACCGAAUGGGAAUCAUGUCUGAUGGAUAGAAAGUUGAUUUUCAGAAAUCCCUUCAAUCUAAUGGAAUUGGUCAUCUGUAUCCACUGUUUGCAGAGUAUUGCGGACAUUCAACCUAAUUUGGUGUAUAAAAGGAAUAAAUACAGUCAGCUCAAACUUACCAUGCAGCCAAUACCUAUUUUAGUAGGUCAAAGCAUUCUCAACAUAGAAAAGUCAUUCGUCAGUGUGAAUGAUAGUCUCUGGGAAAUGGAGUCACCUUUGAAAGCUAUCGAUUUGUGCUUUAAAUGUUUUUAUGCAUUCAAUGGACAUUUGUGCAACAAUCAUUUUAUGAAAUUUUUACUGAUUAUGAUGAGAUACACUGAACUGCUUAUUACUCUAUUCAUAUAUAUAUAUAUUGAAAUAUUGAAUACCAGAUGUCCCAACAAGAUAACGGUUUCUAAAAGAGAAUAUUUUUCUUAUAUAGCUUACGAAGAGAAACAUAUCCUUGAAAGAAAUCAAUGGUCAUAG
This is a messenger RNA of Phaedon cochleariae (mustard beetle), 854 nucleotides long. The record is from the annotation of a GenBank genome assembly. NCBI's taxonomy places the organism in Eukaryota, Metazoa, Arthropoda, Insecta, Coleoptera, Chrysomelidae.